Messenger RNA from Fulvia fulva, 1368 nucleotides. Its product is annotated as 1,3-beta-glucanosyltransferase gel1. Gene Ontology annotation, cellular component: fungal-type cell wall; cytoplasm. The record is from RefSeq and is a predicted model, not a curated record. Gene Ontology annotation, biological process: fungal-type cell wall (1->3)-beta-D-glucan biosynthetic process. NCBI's taxonomy places the organism in Eukaryota, Fungi, Ascomycota, Dothideomycetes, Mycosphaerellales, Mycosphaerellaceae. The transcript is spliced from 3 exons. The coding region runs from base 1 to 1368 and encodes 455 amino acids. Gene Ontology annotation, molecular function: 1,3-beta-glucanosyltransferase activity.
AUGAAGGGUGCAAUUGCUCUCAACGUGGCUUCGGCCGCUUUGACUCACGCUGUGGCCACGCCUGCAAAGGCCGCUGCUUCCAGCUCCAGCUCUGGCAGUCUCCCAGCCGUGACCGUCAAGGGCAACGCUUUCUUCGCCGGCGAGGAUCGCUUCUACAUCCGCGGUAUCGACUACCAACCCGGCGGCUCCUCCAAGGCCACCGACUCCAUCGCUGAUGUCGACGUCUGCAAGCGCGACAUUGAGCAGUUCAAGAAGUUGGGCAUCAACACGAUCCGCGUCUACACUGUCGACAACACCGCAAACCACGACGAGUGCAUGGCCGCCCUGGCAGAUGCUGGCAUCUACCUCGCGCUCGACGUCAACACCCCCAAAUACUCCAUCAACCGCGCCGACCCAGCUGCGUCGUACAACGAUGUGUACCUCCAGAGCAUCUUUGCGACCAUCGAUGCUUUCGCGAAGUACGACAACACGCUUCUGUUCUUCUCUGGUAAUGAGGUCAUUAAUGCUGACAACAACACCAACUGCGCUCCUUAUAUCAAGGCUGUCACCCGCGAUAUGAAACAGUACAUUGGAAGCAUGGGAUACCGUUCGAUUCCUGUUGGCUACUCUGCUGCCGAUGUUGAGAGCAACCGCUUCGAGAUGGCUGAGUACAUGAACUGCGGUACCGAUGACCAGCGCAGCGACUUCUACGCUUUCAACGACUACUCUUGGUGUGACCCAUCGUCUUACCAGACUUCCGGUUGGGAUCAGAAGGUCAAGCAGUACGGCGACUACAGCAUUCCUCUCUUCCUCUCUGAGUACGGCUGCGUCACCAACAAGCGUAACUUCGGCGAAGUCGCCGCUCUCUACGGCACCGACAUGACUCCAGUCUACUCCGGCGGUCUCGUCUACGAAUACUCCGAGGAAGGCUCCGGCUACGGUCUCGUCACUAUCAGCGGCAACACCAUCACCCCAAAAUCCGACUUCACCGCCCUCAUGUCCGCCCUCUCAAAGACCCCACCACCACAGGGCGACGGAGGCUACAAGAGCGACGGCACACCAAGCCAGUGCCCAACUGAGUCCAGCACCUGGGAGGUUAAGGACUUCACCGGCCAGGAUCUUCCAGCCAUCCCAGAGGGUGCCGAGAAAUACAUGAAGAAUGGUGCUGGAAAAGGCCCUGGUCUCUCCGGGACUGGUAGCCAGAAUGCCGGUGGUGAGUCCACUGGAACCGCUGCACCGGGAUCUGGCAGUGUCUCUGCUGUUGCCUCUGGCCACGCUAGCUCUAGCAGUGCAGCGAACGCCAUUGCAAUGGGCGAGAUCGGAUACGCGCCAUUUGUGUGCAGCGGUUUCGUUAUGCUGUUCACUCUGUUCGGUAUGGCACUCGUCUAA